AAUGGAGGAUUAUCGAAAUGCUAUUAAAAAAUUGAAAUUGCAAGCUUAAUAGUUAGAGCAAGAAAAUAAUGAACUUAAAGUUAAGUUAGCUAUGCCUGCUGAUGAAGAAUUACGCAUACCUUAAUUUGAAUCUAUAUUGGCUGCAAAUACUUCUCAAUUAUACAUACGUGAAAAAGUAUUAAAAGAAUUAUAAAAAUGUUGUAAUGAAAGAGGAAUGACAGUAGAAAUGCUUUUUAGAUGUGCUGACAAAAGAUUUACAGGAAAAUUGACUAUUCAAGAAUUUAAAGAAUUUUUAGAUUCAUUUUUUGAUGGAAAAAUCGAUGGAAUAACCCUUUAAAAGAUUGCUUUGCUUUUUGAUGAUGAUUGCAGUGGAUUUAUUAUGAGGGAGGAAUUCUAUAGGGUUCUCAUAUAUUGUAAAUGCAAUGCUGAAGAUCAUACCUAUAUUCUCAAUACAUCAGCUAUGAAAAUGGGUCAGCCUUAAGAUGAUCCUGCCAGAAUCUAAGAAAGAGUUAUGGAAAAAUUUAUUAAAUAUCUCAAAGGCUUAAAGAAUACCCCUAAAGGUAUUGUAGAAUAAAUUGAUUAUUAAUAAAAAGGUUACAUCACUACAGAUGAUCUAUUAAUGUCUAUGAAAAAUGAUUUUGGAUCAAAUGAGAUCUUUAUUAUCAUGAAAUACUUUGAUAUCAAACAAUUAAAUAAGAUUAAAACUGAAGAUUUCUUAUUUGAUCUUAAAGAAUGUCUUAAUCCAAAUAAAACUGCAUAACAAUUAUUAUCUCUUAGAGAAAAUAAUACUGGAUUACGUAUACUUUAAGAUAUGAGAAAAUUUAGAUAAGUUUUAAGAUAAUAUAAAUUAGAUCCUUUGAUGAUUUAUUAUUAAUGUUACCCAAAAGAUGUUUAAAGAAAAUAAAUAACUGAUUUGGCUAUUGCAUUUAGUAAAUAUAUGAAAGGUACUUAAUUUGAUCAAAUCAUGAAUUGGAUGAGAUUAAUUGAUACUAGUCAAGAUGGAGCUGUUGAUAUUGAAGAAUUUAAAAUGGCUAUUCUUAUUGAAGAAGAUCUAGCAACUUAUCAACAAUUAAAAGUUGAAAGAUAAGAAUAAAUUGAGCCAACCUUGAUUGAAGUUGUCAUUGAAAAAAUGAAAAAAAAGUAAGUUGGUCUUGAAGAAUUUUUUGAUUGGAUUGACACAGAUCAAAGUCAAAUUGUAACAGUUUUGGAAUUGAGAAAAGGAUUUUUAGCAUUGAACAUUGAUAUUGGUUAUGUUCUUAAACUCUUAAAAUUAUUUGAUAAAGACCAAAAAGGAUAAAUAGACAUUUGUGAAUUUUAUGAGGCUUUUGGCUUAGAGUACAAAGAUGAAACUGAUAGAAUCAUUAUGAAAAAGGCUGCCAAUAAACUCAAUAAAAUGUUUAUUAAGAAUUAAACUAAUUUUGUUGCAGGAAUGAAAAAAUUACUUUAUACUUUUAAUCAAUCAUGCCCAAUCAUAACUUGCGAAGAGUUUCUUUUGGGUAUGGAUUCUGUUAAAGAUAAGUGUAAUUUGAUGGAUGGAGAAAUAUAUAAGAUGAUGGAAUUUGCAGAUUCAGAAAAAAAAAAUCAAAUUUAAUUAAAUUCAUUUUGUAAUUACUUAUAUAGUCUACUCUGA
This is a messenger RNA of Paramecium sonneborni, 1630 nucleotides long. Lineage: Eukaryota; Ciliophora; Oligohymenophorea; Peniculida; Parameciidae. The record is from the annotation of a GenBank genome assembly.